Portunus trituberculatus (swimming crab) is the source of this 2214-nucleotide messenger RNA. Its product is annotated as EGF domain-specific O-linked N-acetylglucosamine transferase-like. The coding region runs from base 398 to 1990 and encodes 530 amino acids. The transcript has 13 exons. Gene Ontology annotation, molecular function: protein N-acetylglucosaminyltransferase activity. Gene Ontology annotation, cellular component: endoplasmic reticulum lumen. The record is from RefSeq and is a predicted model, not a curated record. Lineage: Eukaryota; Metazoa; Arthropoda; Malacostraca; Decapoda; Portunidae.
ACCGUCGCCCACACAUCCGCUGCUCUCACCGAACACGGCCUAAACGGGACUAUGGGAGUGGCUGGUUAGGUACACGUGGGCUGUCUAACCCGUACUCUUUCAUGGCACUCUCCCAGGGGCAGCCCACACGUUGCCGCGCUAACCCGCCAAGCUGCCAGCUCCUGAAUUGCGGCAUCAGUGAUACAAAGCCAAAGCCGGUUAGAGACAUAGCAGUGUGUGAAUCAAGGGUGUCAUGGCAAAGAUGCACCAGUGACACAAGUUGGCACGUGUCCAUAAACCAGUGUGAGUCACGGACACUUGUUGCCCCGCUUACCUGCUGACCUCCGCCCACAAUCAUCUCUCCUGUCAAGACCCCUCUGACCACUGAAGCACUGAACCACUAUUUCUAACUAGCAAUAUGAGGAUGGAGUGUGUGUGGGUGUGUGUGGCAGUGGUGGUGCUGGCGCCAGGACUGCUUGGCAACCGGUGGGAUCAGCUCAACCUUCACCCAGACCACAUGCCGUAUGUACUGGCUAACGACCGUGGCCUGGCUGAGGAGUGCCGAGCCAGCCGCACCUGUCCAUUCAAGAAAUAUCUUGACCAGCCAGUCUGUUGGGGAUAUGAGAGAGGCUGUCAGGCCACUCAAACCUACAGCAACCUUUCUUGCCCUGGGGAUGCUCGUGGAUGGGUGAGUACAAAGGAGGAGCAGCUGUCCACCUUCUUCAGGCAGGCAGACUUUGGUUUUGUGCAGGAGCAGCUGAGUGAGAUGAAGAUGUACUGCACUCCACAGCACCCGGGGGACUCGUGGCUGGAGUGUAGUGACCACCUCAGGUUCUGCCAAGGGAGCAACAUCUACAUAGACUUCCGGCCGCUGAAGCACCGCAAGGAGCCUGUACAUUACCACAUAGAUGUGCUGGACCAUGGUCAAGUUGGGGGCCACUGCAGCCUUGAUGAGAAUCGCCUGAAGUCCAACUCAGACCAGAUUAGCGCCCUGCAGUCCUGGGGUCCCGAGCUGCGACACUUUGUGGAACUGGACCAGCGAGUGUGGAGAGGAGCAGCAAUGUGUGACUUGUGGAUAGAGACUCCAACUUAUCUCAUGAAAAUUGAUGCCACCGUCAACAUGUACCACCACUUCUGUGACUUCCUCAACCUGUACGCCUCACAGCACCUCAACACCACCCACCACUCCACCUUUUCCUUGGACAGCCAGAUCAUUAUUUGGGAGACUCUGGUCUACUGGAGUAACUUCAGGGCUGCCUUUGAAGCCUUCACCAAGAACCGUCUGUGGAACCUUAACGAUGUAGCAGGGAAGCGUGUGUGUUUCAAGCAGGUGGUGUUCCCGCUGCUGCCACGCAUGAUCUUCGGACUCUACUACAACACUCCCAUUGUGUGGGGGUGUGAGGGCAGCGGUCUGUUCCACGCCUUCUCCCAACACCUGCUGCACAGACUGAGGGUGACGGAGGGUGGGCAGGCACGAGGCCCUGACCGAAGAGUCCACAUCACCCUCCUCUCCCGGGACACUAAGUACAGACGCAUCCUGAAUGAGAGGCAGCUGAUCAAGGCACUCGAGAAGAACAUGACUUAUGUUGUUCGCAAGGCAGAGUACUCUCACAAGAUGGACUUCCGGCUGCAGCUUCAAAACGACCAAUGGACUGACAUCUUCAUUGGCAUGCAUGGAGCGGGACUCACCCAUCUCCUCUUCUUGCCAGACUGGGCUGUCAUCUUUGAACUGUAUAACUGUGGAGACGCCAACUGCUAUCAGGACCUGGCUCGUCUAAGGGGGCUCAAGUAUCUAACCUGGCGUGAUCUCUCCAAGCUGACCCCUGAGGAUGAGGGUCACCAUCCAGACGGUGGUGCCCACAAAAAAUUCACCAACUACAAAUUCAACGUGGAUGAGUUUCUGGCGUUGGUGAGUGAAGGAGCAGCCCACGUCAUGUCUCACGAGAGCUGGAGGAACCUUCACCCACCCAUCACCCUCUCACCGCCUCCACUUGGCCGUCAGGAGUUAUGAGGGGAAAGGGAAGGGGAGGUAAGGGGUAGUGUGUGUGUGUGUGUGUGUGUGCGCUGGGUUGUGAUUUGUGUUUUAGUAAUGGAUUGAUAAGAUGAGUUUGUCUCGUCUUGUCUUUAUCUCCGUCUGUGUUUUCUUUGUGUCUUUUUUGUCUCUUUUUUUUAUGAUUAUUUUGUAUUUAUUUAUUGUCCUGUGUAUUAUUGUAGUUUUCUCUUAUUUAACUUUUA